Messenger RNA from Papaver somniferum (opium poppy), 1830 nucleotides. Its product is annotated as flavin-containing monooxygenase FMO GS-OX-like 4. The record is from RefSeq and is a predicted model, not a curated record. Gene Ontology annotation, molecular function: NADP binding; flavin adenine dinucleotide binding; N,N-dimethylaniline monooxygenase activity. Bases 60 to 1205 code for a protein of 381 amino acids. Lineage: Eukaryota; Viridiplantae; Streptophyta; Magnoliopsida; Ranunculales; Papaveraceae. The transcript is spliced from 5 exons.
CUACUUUUCAACGGAUCGGUCUUCAUGGCCGGUCAGAGUAACUCCCUGAGCAUUUCGCCAUGAUUUCAAGAAAGGUAGCCGUGAUUGGUGCAGGUGCUGCUGGCCUGGUUGCAUCUCGAGAAUUGCGCAGAGAAGGUCAUGAGGUGGUAAUCUUUGAACGGAGUGAUCGAGUUGGAGGAACAUGGGUAUACGAUCCAAACGUCGAUUCUGAUCCAUUGGGGUUGGACACAUCUCGAACCAUCAUCCACAGCAGUCUCUAUGAUUCUCUAAGAGUUAAUCUUCCUAGAGAAGUCAUGGGCUUUAGAGAUUACCCUUUUAUGGCACAAGUGAAGGAUGGGAGGGAUCCAAGAAGGUUUCCUCAUCACAGUGAGGUCUUACAUUAUUUAGAAGACUUUGCUAAUCAUUUUGAACUCGUUGAGUUGAUUCGGUUUGAAGCUGAGGUAAUUUAUGUUGGAUUAUUGGAUGAGGAAUUGAUGAAUGGUUGGGUAGUCAAGUCUAUGAAGAAAGGUGAAGUUGGUAAUUCAUCUGUUGCCCAUGAUGUGUUUGAUGCUGUGGUUGUGUGUACUGGGCACCUCACGCAUCCAAACAUCGCAGAAAUUCCAGGUAUAGAUGCAUGGCCAGGGAAGCAACUUCACAGCCACAAGUACCGUGUUCCCGAGCCCUUCAGUGGUCAAGUUGUGCUUAUAAUCGGAAAUUCUUAUAGUGCUGAGGACAUAUCUAAAGAAAUACAGUUGCAAAAGAAGUUCACGUUGCAUCAAAAUCUACUACAGAAAGAUUUGGUUAUGAUAACAUUUGGUUUCAUUCAAUGGUUGAGCACACCCUCAUUCAUUUCUUUAAGAGAAGAACUUCUGGACCUUAUUUUGUCAGUUGGACGUACUGAGUAUAUAGCUCUAAUGCAGGUUAAGCAUGCACAUGAAGAUGGAACUGUGGUUUUCUCAGAUGGAAGCUUGGUUCCUGUUGACGUUAUUGUGCAUUGCACUGGGUACAAGUACUAUUUCCCUUUUCUAGAGAUCAAUAAUACUGUGACCGUGGAUGACAAUCGUGUAGGACCUCUAUACAAGCACAUUUUUCCUCCAAUGUUGACUCCAAGGCUUUCUUUUAUUGGGAUACCUUUUGUGGCUCUAGCUUUCCUAAUAUAUGAAUUGGGAAGCAAGUGGGUGGCUGGUGUUUUAUCUGGCCGGUUAUCACUCCCAUCUGAAGGAUAGAUGAUCAAGGAUGUCGAGGCCUUUUAUUUGGAACUUGAAGCAGCAGCUGUUCCAAAACAUUGCACUCAUCGGUUAGCACAAAAGCAGGUAAACCGUGUUAACCCAAAGGUGUUUGGUGGUGCAAGCUGUGUAGUUAUCUGUAGCAUCAAGGGGAAAACUCAGAAAAAUAAAUUUUUGAUGAUGAACUCAAUACUUCUUCAGUAAUUCCCUCAAUGAAUCAGUCCCAGCUAUUCAAUGAAGAAAGCUAUGUAUUUCUGACGAUUAAUCAAGUCUCUUUGAUAUUCUGUUCAGUUUGACCACAGUGAUUGGCUUGCUGCUGAGAUUGGGUGUCAGCCAUUGGAGGAGUGGAGAAAGCAGAUGUUAAAAGAACAUGGGAAGAACUACUCUGCACGACGGGAAACCUAUCGUGAUGAAUGGGAUGAUGAAUAUUUGAUCUUGCAAGCUCAAGAAGAUUUUUGCCAGUAUUUACUAGCGGAGGUUAGAAAUGUGUAGCCCUUUGAAAUAAAAUGAAAAAUCUCAGUAAUCAAAUCGGUCAUCGGAUCUCAAAAUCUCGUGACCUAAAAUAUGUCAUCUGACUAAAGACUAAAGACCAAAGACUAAAAAAAAAGGAUCAAAUUUGGGUUUA